Molecule: messenger RNA, 2426 nt
Organism: Cornus florida
Lineage: Eukaryota; Viridiplantae; Streptophyta; Magnoliopsida; Cornales; Cornaceae
Product: cytosolic endo-beta-N-acetylglucosaminidase 1-like
Exons: 11
Coding region: 235-2283 (682 amino acids)
Biological process (GO): protein deglycosylation
Cellular component (GO): cytoplasm
Molecular function (GO): mannosyl-glycoprotein endo-beta-N-acetylglucosaminidase activity
Source: RefSeq, a predicted model, not a curated record
AAGUCAAUAAUCAAUAGUAAUGUUAGUCCAACGCUCACAAGUGUGAAGUUCAGGAAAUUUGAAUCCAAUGGCAGCAACGACUACAAAAAAAAAAUCUUUUCUUCGUCAUCUCACCGACGACUUCCUGUGCUGAAUUGCUUUCGCGCCUAUAUAAACAGCCAAAUCCUAUUCUCCGUAACCAUAAGAGCCUCUCUCAGAUCAAUUUACAACACUAUCUUCUCUCUCUUCCCCAAAAUGAACCCAAAUGAUGACAGCAGGAAUGUCCCCUCCUCCUCUGAUCCUCCACCGUUCGAUCCAUCCCAGCCCGCCGUGCCAAUCUCCUACCCCCUCAAAACCCUAGAAGACCUCGAAUCGAGGGUCUAUUUUGACUCAUUUCACUUCCCAUUCAACAAAGCUUCGGUCACUCUUCAAUCUGGUAAUGGUUCAUUGCCUAACCGCCCCAGAAUUCUAGUGUGCCAUGACAUGAAAGGAGGUUACACUGAUGAUGAUAAGUGGGUACAAGGUGGGACCUAUGCCGAUGCCUAUGCGAUAUGGCACUGGUACUUGAUGGAUGUUUUCGUGUAUUUUUCGCAUAGUUUGGUUACACUUCCGCCUCCUUGUUGGACUAAUGCAGCUCACAAGCAUGGUGUCAAGGUACUGGGGACUUUCAUUACAGAAUGGGCUGAAGGGAGAGUUAUCGCCAACAAACUACUCUCGACGAGGGAGUCUGCUCAAAUGUAUGCUGAGCGCUUGACUGAGCUAGCCGUUGCUUUGGGCUUUGAUGGAUGGCUGAUAAAUAUGGAGGUUAGAUUGGAUGUAGGGCAAAUCCCUAAUAUGAAAGAAUUUAUCAGCCAAUUAACCAAGACCAUGCACUCUUCAAUGCCUGGAUCUUUGGUCAUAUGGUAUGAUAGUGUUACUGUCAACGGCAAUCUUCACUGGCAAAAUUUAUUGAAUAAAAAGAAUAAGCCUUUCUUUGAUAUAUGUGAUGGCAUAUUUGUAAAUUAUACAUGGGGGAAAGACUAUCCAAACCGUACAGCUGUUGCUGCCGGGGAUAGAAAGUUUGAUGUCUACAUGGGUAUUGAUGUUUUUGGAAGGGGCACUUAUGGUGGCGGAGAGUGGAAUACAAAUGUUGCACUUGAUGUGUUGAAGAAAAGCGAUGUGUCAGCUGCUAUAUUUGCUCCUGGAUGGGUCCAUGAGGUACCGCAACCACCUGAUUUUCAGACUGCUCAGAACCAUUGGUGGGCCCUUGUUGAGCAAUCAUGGGGAAUAUUACAGAAUUACCCCAAAGUACUACCAUUCUACUCAAAUUUUGAUCAGGGCCAUGGUUACCAUUAUUCUGUUGAUGGAGGGCAAGUACUAAAUGCUCCUUGGAACAACAUUUCUUCUCAAAGCUUUCAGCCUUGCCUUGAGUUUUCUGGACGGCCUAUCCCAAACACAAUUCAAGUGCUUGUUAAUUCUAAGGAAGCGUCUUAUAGCGGAGGAGGGAACAUCACGUUUAAAGGAGCUCUUGAAGACAGUGCAUAUUUCACAACAAGACUCUUUCAGGGAGAGAUUCUUUUGGCGAAUUUACCGGUCUACCUUUCAUAUUCCGUGAAAUCAGAUGGGAACUCCCUGGUAGGCCUUUUGCUGGAGUUCUCUUCUACCCUGAAGGAGAGAACAUCGGUUCUUCUUGCAUCCUUUGGAAGUACAGUGGACCAGUUAUCAAGCAACUUUAGUGAAGUGAUCAGGCCAAUUCGAGUUACAAAACCUGAAACUGCCCCAGGAUGGGUCAUUCAGGAGAGUAGCAUUGCAAUGAAUGGAUACACAUUAACAGAAAUUCAUGCCGUAUGCUAUCAGUCAAAUCCUGAAGUUAAUGAAGAUAAUUCCUUAGCUCGCAGUCCAUCAGAAUAUUUUGCAGUGCUGGGCCAUAUCACAGUUAGAACUUCUGAAAAGAACUCGAUGUUCCCUCCAUCUACUUCAUGGUUAGUUGAAGGUCAAUAUAUUAACUGGACUUCAGGUUCUCAGGGAUCAAAGACCCUUAGCGUCAAGGUCCUUUGGAAAUUGAAAGACGGAGAUUCUUCUGAAUUCCCAAAGUACAAUAUUUAUGUGGAGAAGCUAGCAACUAAUGCUGUUGGUGAAACGGGCAAAAUGCACGGUGUGCCGGAGUAUCUUGGGGUGGCGCAAGUGGAAGCUUUUUAUGUAUCUGAUCUUGUCGUUCCUUUGGACACUUCUAGUCUCAAGUUCAUUAUUCAAGUGUGCGGCAACGAUGGAGCUUGUCAGACUCUAGAUGAUUCUCCGUCUUUUCAACUGAAUGUUGAAGGUUAGCAAUCUAUGUAUGUUGCCUUUUAGCCGCCUCCUUUUGAGGGAGGGUGAAUAAUGUGUCUCUUGUAUCUGUCAAGUGUGUUGUAGCGGGACUGAACUCUCAGUGAAUGCUUAUGUGAUUAAUUGUACUCUGUCGUCAUUUCAAA